GAUGUGGCCGCCCCCCCCCCACCCCGGACCCCAUCUCCGCGGAGCCGGAGCCGGAGCUGGAGGGGCUGCUGCAGGGGGGGGAGGGGGAGGGGCUGCAACGCCCCCUCAGCCCCACGCGCCUCCAGCCCCUCCUGCCCCCCGAAGCCCAACGGGACCCCGAGUUCCAGGAGGUGGCCCGGGUCCUGGCCGAGAUGCCGCGACCCCUCAAACGCCGCGGCUCCAUGGAGCAGUGCCCCCCCCCCACCCUGCCCCCCACCCGCACCCGCCAGUACCAGCAGCUCAUCACCCGCCUCCUCCACCGCCCCCCCCGCCGCGACGAACCCCCCCUCCCGGGGGACACCGCCGCCGCCUCGCCCGAGAUGUCACCUCCCGCCCCGGGGGUCCCCGAGAACCCUCAGAGCCCCCCACCUCCGGCCCCCGGCAGCCCCCCGCCCGCCACGGUGAGUACACGAAGUGAGCGUCGCUCGGCCCUGCGCGACCCCUCCUCGCCCCGCAGACGCCCCGGGGCCCGCGUGCGCCUGAACCCCCUGGUGCUGCUGCUGGAUGCGGCCCUGACCGGGGAGCUGGACGUGGUGCAGCAGGCGGUGGCCGAGCUGAACGACCCCAGCCAGCCCAACGACGAGGGCAUCACCGCGCUGCACAACGCCAUCUGCGGCGCCAACUACGCCAUCGUGGACUUCCUCAUCGCCAGCGGCGCCAACGUCAACUCCCCCGACAGCCACGGCUGGACCCCGCUGCACUGCGCGGCCUCGUGCAACGACACGGGGGUGUGCGUGGCCCUCGUGCGCCACGGUGCCGCCAUCUUCGCCACCACCACCAGCGACGGCAGCCUGGCCGUGGAGAAGUGCGACCCCUACCGGCAGGGCUACGCGGACUGCUACAACUACCUCACCGAGGUGGAGCAGAGCAUGGGGGUGCUGAACAGCGGGGUGGUCUACGCGCUGUGGGACUACAGCGCCGAGUUCGGGGACGAGCUGUCCUUCCGUCGAGGGCGAGCCCGUCACCGUGCUGCGCCGGCCAGCCCCAGGAGGAGCUCGACUGGGUGGAGGGGGUCCCUCUACGGCCACGAGGGCUACGUCCCCCGCAACUAUUUUGGGCUCUUCCCCAGGGUGCGGCCACAGCGGAAGAAGGUCUGAGGCUGGGGGGGGGGCCCUGAAGAUGUGGGGGGCCCUGAGCUGGCACUGCCCCUCCCCCCUCCCCAGCCGCUCGGACGUGUGGGUCCCCCUUGCUGGCAAGCCACCUCCUCGGCUGCCCACCCGUCCGCCCCCCGCUUUGUCCGAGCAAGGCACUGGGGUGCCCCCCACCCCACGGUGUCGUGUCCCCUUGUCCCCCCCCUCCCCCCGCCUGGUGACGGUGGGUGUCACCCCACGGUGUUGGCUUUUUUGGGGAGUAAAGAGC
This is a messenger RNA of Falco peregrinus (peregrine falcon), 1398 nucleotides long. It is a transcript of the gene PPP1R13L, whose product is annotated as protein phosphatase 1 regulatory subunit 13 like. Gene Ontology annotation, molecular function: transcription factor binding. The record is from RefSeq and is a predicted model, not a curated record. Lineage: Eukaryota; Metazoa; Chordata; Aves; Falconiformes; Falconidae. Gene Ontology annotation, biological process: regulation of transcription by RNA polymerase II; positive regulation of cell differentiation.